AUGGCAGUCGAACAAAAGAAGCAACAAGAAGAAGCCGUGCGAGACGGCAGCAUACUCGACUACGUGGGUAUCCUACAGGGCACGUACGUUCCUCCCACUGGGAAAAAUCUCCCCAGCCUCGUCAACAAACCUAAACUUCGAAUGAAAGUCGAGUGGAACCGAGUGAAGAAUUUGUUGAGAUACUUCCAGGGCGUUCUCUUAGCCACCUUUGCGGUCAAGCCGAGAUUGAAAAUGGAAGUCAGCAGAGUACCCCAGAUCGCCCAGAGCCUGUACGAGGACCUCUAUACAAAUUUCGCGAAAGGCGAUCUGGAUGUGCUGCAGGAUCGCGUGUCGUCGGGGUUGCUGGGAAGUUUGAGGAGUAGGAUUACGCAGAGACAGCCCAACACGAGCUUGAAGUGGACGCUGCACAAGUAUCUGGGACGACCGAGAUGCGUGUCCAUGACGUUCGCUCUCAUCGACUUCAAAACUCCCAAGACGGAACGGAAUGGCGUCGUGCAAGCGAUUGUGCGCGUGAGGUCACGACAAUCACUGCAGAAGAUGAUGAAGAUGAGGGUGAUUGAUGAGAAGACGGGAAGGAGCCGCAUCGAAGUCGUGCCGGUAAAUAGCGAUGGCAAGAGGAUACCGCUUUCUCAAUUGGAAGAGUCGAAGUUGCGGGAUGUAAAGGAUACUACGGAAUACUUGGUUAUCCAAAAGCUUCUGAAGGCUGGGAAAGAGGGUCCGUGGCAUCUUUGGGGUAUGGCGGAGGAGACGACAAUGGCAAAGCUGGCGCGGGAUCAGAAGGGGAAAGACAAGGUGCUCAUGUCGCAAUGA
Messenger RNA from Lecanosticta acicola, 810 nucleotides. The record is from the annotation of a GenBank genome assembly. Lineage: Eukaryota; Fungi; Ascomycota; Dothideomycetes; Mycosphaerellales; Mycosphaerellaceae.